Messenger RNA from Peromyscus eremicus (cactus mouse), 1509 nucleotides. Its product is annotated as glutathione S-transferase theta-3. Gene Ontology annotation, cellular component: cytoplasm. Gene Ontology annotation, biological process: glutathione metabolic process. Lineage: Eukaryota; Metazoa; Chordata; Mammalia; Rodentia; Cricetidae. Gene Ontology annotation, molecular function: glutathione transferase activity. The record is from RefSeq and is a predicted model, not a curated record. Bases 407 to 1132 code for a protein of 241 amino acids. The transcript has 5 exons.
UGCCACACGUCUCUCAGCCCUCUCCCUGAGUGGAGGGAGAGAAAGUGAACUGCAGGCAGGCAGACAGCACAGCUCUUUUGCCCCUACCUUCACCGAUGGAAACGCCCUUCAUGUCCCGAGGUACGGGGAGGAGUUUGGCCCAAAAGCAAGACCCAAGUACACAGUUCAGGUUGAUUUGUGCAGGACUUAAUGGGCAGCCCGCCUCUGAUUGGCCCGAAGUUCUCAUGAGCAUCCAAUGGGAGGAACGGCUGUGAUCGGGCUCUGUGGUAUAGGAUAAGAAGCCCUGAGGGUCCGGGCCCAGCCGUUCCUGCACGCCGUUGCUGCUGCUUCCAACUCUGUCCCCAGAGGCAGUUCCCGCGCGAUCAGACUGCCAGGUUUGCCAGCGGCCACUCCUACAGCCUCCGUCAUGGGCCUGGAGCUCUACCUGGACCUGAUGUCCCAGCCCUGCCGUGCUGUCUACAUCUUCGCCAAGAAGAACAACAUUCCCUUCCAGCUGCGUACCAUAGAGCUGCUCAAAGGCCAGCACUACACGGAUGACUUUGCGCAGGUGAACCCCUUGAGGAAGGUUCCAGCUUUGAAGGAUGGGGACUUCAUCCUGGCAGAGAGUGUGGCCAUCUUGCUGUAUCUGAGUAGGAAGUACAAGGCCCCUGACCACUGGUAUCCUCAGGACCUUCAGGCUCGAGCUCGAGUGGAUGAGUACCUGUCGUGGCAGCAUACAACCCUUCGAGAUGGUUGCACCAGGGCCAUGUGGCAAAAGAUGAUGUUCCCUGUGUACCUGGGACAGCCGGUCCCCCCAGAGAUGUUGGCAUCCACUUUGGCUGAACUGGACAGAUGCCUGCAGAUGCUGGAGGACAAGUUCUUGCGGGACCAGGCCUUCCUUACAGGAUCCCACAUCUCUGUGGCUGACUUGAUGGCCAUCACAGAGCUGAUGCAUCCUGUCAGUGCUGGCUGCAAAAUCUUUGAGAGCCGACCCAAACUGGCGGCAUGGCGUCAGCGUGUGGAAGCUGCGGUGGGGGAGAACCUCUUCCAGGAGGCCCAUGCGGUUGUCUUGAAGGCCAAGGAUAUGCCUCCAUUGAAGGACCCCACCUUGAAGGAGAAACUGAAGCUCUCGGUGCAGUGUCUGUUUCACUGAGGGAGUAGCCCGAACCGUGGCACCGUCAAGGGAAACACUGGGUUAUGCAAUUGAAGAGAUGAGACAGAAUGUCUCUUUGGCUGCCACCGGGACAUGAAGUCUCUGGUCCACCGUUUCCUUUAGACAGUGAUGUGUUCCUUCUGUGUCCCCAGCUCGCUUUGUGCUGUGACAUUAGCUUUUACCUGACCUCUGGAGAGAGCUACAGGCAAACACUGGGGAACUGCUUACCAGCCCAUGCUCCUCUUUUGAAACUUUACAAACCAUUGAACGUGUAACCUUGCCCCACCCUCCAAGCCAUACCUUUCUGACUGCAUUCAUUUUAGUCCCUCUCCUGCUCUCACAUGGACACACGCACGCUGCCCCCCCAUCCCCGCCCC